This is a messenger RNA of Medicago truncatula (barrel medic), 1334 nucleotides long. RefSeq lists its product as uncharacterized. NCBI's taxonomy places the organism in Eukaryota, Viridiplantae, Streptophyta, Magnoliopsida, Fabales, Fabaceae. The record is from RefSeq and is a predicted model, not a curated record. The transcript has 2 exons. Bases 121 to 882 code for a protein of 253 amino acids.
UCAACCAUCCCUCAUAACACUCCUAACUCUCUCUCUCUCCCUCUCCCUCUCCCUUUUUCUUCUUUUCUCCUCACUUUCUUUCUAUACCCUCAUUUCUCUCCCACCACUCUUUCUAAGAGCAUGGACACUCAACAACGUAGCCCUCUUCUAUCUUGGGCUUACUACUACCAAGGAAAGUCAAUGGAUGAGUUGAAGCAAACCUUGAUGUACACAACAAUGGAGCUAGAACAAACAAGAGUAACAGUACAAGAAGAACUAAGAAAAAGAGAUGAACAACUACAUAACCUAAAAGAACUUUUCAACAAAGUUAUAAGAGAAAGAGAUGAAGCACAAGAAAAAUGCCAAAGACUUUUCUUAGAAAAGUUACUUUUCCAACAACAAAAGCAACAAAACCAAGAUCCUUUGUCUGGAAUCUCAAGCAUUGAAGAUGAACAAAUACAAAAGAGAGGAAUUGAAUCUUCCAACAAUGGAAUAUCACUAUCAGAUUGUGAAGAAAGCAUAGUAUCCUCCCCACAACAAACAAGAACAGAACAACCAAUGAUGAUGAUGAUUGAUUCAAUAGCAAAAGAUAAACCUUUGCCUGAAAAAGGUAAACUUUUACAAGCAGUGAUGAAAGCUGGUCCUUUGCUUCAGACCCUUUUACUUGCAGGACCAUUACCUCAAUGGAGACAUCCACCACCACCAUUGGAGUCUUUUGAGAUUCCACCUGUCACCAUUCAUUCACCACCACCACAACCACCACAGCACCAGCAUCAACUACUUCCUCAAGAGUCCUUUGUUAACAGUAACUGUGGAAGAUUCAAUAGUAGGAAAAGGGUUUUUUGUGAAGGUUCUGAUUCUCCUUCUGCAGAGAAUAAGUACCAGAGGAUUGUACUCCAUUGACUACCAAGUACCUAGCACUGUUACUAUUGACUUCAUUCAACAAGUACUAGAGGAUUUUAUUAUUGUGUAUUCUGAACCGUCUGAUCUUAAAUUAACGAUUGAGAUCGCUUGCAACGAGCAACUAAAUCCUAUUUUACCAACUUAGUUUUUAAUUGAUAUAUAAUAUGUUUAUUAGUUAGUUAAUUAAUAGCAUUAAUGACUAGCAUUAGCAGGCUGAAGCUGGUAUUCUACUAAUCUAGCAUAUGUAUAGUGGUGGAGGAAGAAGAAACUUUUCUUGAUUUUGGGUUUUUGGUAAUAUUUGGAGUGAAGGGUUUUCCUUGGCAUUUUCCUCUAUUCACAUUCUAGUUUUGUUUCUUUGUGAAAGGAAAUGGUUUUUGUAAUAUAAUUGUAAUGUAACUAAAUUAAUGUAGUGCAGCAAGUGAUUUGAGUGUGUAUGAGAUUUAGAUUCUUUA